Messenger RNA from Crotalus tigris (Tiger rattlesnake), 2049 nucleotides. It is a transcript of the gene TRADD, whose product is annotated as TNFRSF1A associated via death domain. Gene Ontology annotation, biological process: positive regulation of canonical NF-kappaB signal transduction; extrinsic apoptotic signaling pathway. Bases 275 to 1222 code for a protein of 315 amino acids. The record is from RefSeq and is a predicted model, not a curated record. Gene Ontology annotation, molecular function: transmembrane receptor protein tyrosine kinase adaptor activity. NCBI's taxonomy places the organism in Eukaryota, Metazoa, Chordata, Lepidosauria, Squamata, Viperidae. Gene Ontology annotation, cellular component: tumor necrosis factor receptor superfamily complex. The transcript has 5 exons.
CUUCGGGAACCCGGACGGCGCCACAAAGUAACUGGCGCGGCGCCCCCGAAGUUCUUCGGGUUCUUUUUGGUGUGUGUGUGUGUGAGUGUGUGUGUGUGAGUGGGCCGGGCCGGCGGCGGGAAAAGUCUCCGCAGCCCACGAAGAAGCGGCGCCCGAUCCUAGCCCGGGAAGGCGCGCACGUGCUGGGAUGGCUUCUUAGCCCGGAGCGGCUGACGCGCAGAGGCGGAAGGCGGCGGCGGCCGGGGCAGCGCGCCUGGAGGCGGGCAUUUUCAGGAUGGCGGCCAGUAUGGAUAAAUGGGUAGGCAGUGCUCACCUGUUUGUCCGAGCAAUUUCGGGAGCGGACGUUUUACCUACAUUCUACAGAGACCCACAGUUGAAGCCCUGUGUAUACAGAGCAUUGAGGUCGGCAUUUGCAGAAUCCAUAAAGGACUUUAGUGGGGUGGAUAUUCUGAAGAUCCAUUGUAGUGACCCUGAUUUGAUCAUCCAACUCAAAUUCCACAAGGAAAAGAAGUGCCUAAAGUUCCUGCAAAGCUACUACCGAGGAAAGCUUCAGGAAGCUCUCCAGGAGAAUCUCAAGGUCUUCUCGUCCUUGACCAGCCUAGAGCCCAUCAAGAUGGAGCUGAAGGCUGGUGCUGAAAAGUUGGAUUCCUUCAUCCAGGAAGAAGAACGUUGUCUGGCAUACAUCUCUCAGCAGAAGCCGGAUCACCUCAGAGAUGAAGAAAUAACAGAGCUGGAAGAAUUGUUCAUGAGUCUUUCUUUUCAAGAAAUUCUCCCUCCAUCCCUGAAGUCGCAGCUCUCUUCAGAUCCUCCCCUUCUCACUUUGAAUUCCUCCCCUCCGUCUUCCGGCCCUCCAGGGAUUUCAGAGUCUCCGCUUAAAGAGGACACCUUCAUUUUCCAGAACCAGCAAUUUGCCAACCGAAAAAUCACCGCCGAUGACCACCAGAAAUUUGCCAAACUGGUGUCAAAGAAGUGGAAACAGGUGGGCCGGUCCCUCUACCUGCAGACCAAGUGCCGGGCCCUUCGGGACCCCUUCAUUGACAACCUGGCCAUUGAAUACGAUCGCGAAGGCCUGUACGAACAAGCCUACCAGAUGCUCCGCAGAUACAUUGACUCAGAGGGCAAAAAGGCCACUAUUCAGAAUCUGGUGGCCGCCUUGGAAGACAACGGCCUCAUCAGCUUAGCCGAAGAAAUUUUGGGUUUCCACCAAAGUGACUUGUCGUGAAGACAAAAGUGAGCCAUUUUUUAUUUUUAUUUUUUUGGAGACUGCUAGCUUUACGCCUCUGUGAUUUAUCCUCCCACCUGCCUUUCUUGUGCAUCUUGUUCAGUCCCUGAUCAACUAUGGCUUCUCCCUAUGACUGUUUCCCAACCAGAAUCAAGUCCAAAAUCCUGAAGUCAAACUGGAAGAUCAAGUAUGAUUUCAACGACAAAUUGCAAGCCUACUCUGGAAGAGCAGCGGACUUUCUGAUUGGAAAUGAGAAAGAUGAUCUCCCCAGACACUGUCAGAGUCAAAGGAUACGUAGCACAGGACAGGGUGGGCAGGACAAGAAGCAAUGGGUAGAAGCUCAUCAGAGGGAGAUCCAACCUGGAACUAAGGAUUUCCUGACAGUGAGAACGGUUAAUCAGUGGAACAGCUUGCUUUCUGGGGUUGUGGGUGCUCUUGUCAUUGGAGGUUUCCAAGAAAAGAUUGGACAGUCAUUUCUCCUGGAUGAUAUGUGGUCUCCUGCCUACUUUGGGCUACUUUGACCAAAAGGCCUCCAAAGCACCUUCCAGCCUAUGGUUCUAUGAUUGUUCCUUCCCCCUAUCAUGAUCAUAGGACAGAUUUAACCUUGGUGUUCUCCUGGUCUUCAAGAGGCUGGCUGAGUAACCGAGUAGACCAUUAGUUAAAUAAAAAAAAUAGCCCAGAAAUUCAAUCAACUACAGAUUAGUAACCUCAGUCAAUGCUGGGAAAUUUAUGAUACCCAGAUACCAGGCAGCCAAGCAAUUGGUGUUCCCUGUUCCUAAAUAGAUGAGUUAUAUCAGGAUUUCCCAAAACCCCAGUCCAUGGACCAG